GCCUGCCUGCCAGUGUCGGCUGCCGGAGAAGAAAGGGCUGCUGAGAUGCUGCACCCUGCACAGCGCUGGGCUCCCACGAUUCAGGGCGCGAAGAGCCAAGUCCACCCGGAAUGCAGCGCUGCUGGGGAUCCAGGCGUCCCCACCCACUGAGCUCCCUCCUCGGCCAUCCCUCCUUCCGUAGGUUGUGACAGUUGGAAGCUCAUUGUACAAAAUGCUGCGAUUAAGUCUCUCACCCACCUUUUCCAUGGGAUUUCAUCUGUUAGCCAUUGUGGCUCUUUUAUUUUCCCAUGUGGACCAUAUAAAUGCUGAGACGGAAAUGGAAGGAGAAGGAAAUGCAACUGGUGAAUGUACUGGGUCCUAUUACUGUAAAAAAGGGGUGAUUUUACCCAUUUGGGAACCCCAAGACCCUUCUUUUGGGGACAAAAUUGCUAGAGCUACUGUGUACUUCGUGGCCAUGGUCUACAUGUUUCUUGGAGUCUCUAUCAUAGCCGACCGCUUCAUGUCCUCUAUAGAAGUCAUCACAUCUCAAGAAAAAGAAAUAACCAUAAAGAAACCUAAUGGAGAGACCACCAAGACGACUGUGAGGAUCUGGAACGAGACCGUUUCUAACCUGACCUUGAUGGCCUUGGGAUCUUCUGCUCCUGAAAUUCUCCUUUCAGUCAUUGAAGUGUGUGGCCAUAACUUCACUGCAGGAGACCUGGGUCCUAGCACCAUCGUGGGAAGUGCUGCAUUUAAUAUGUUCAUCAUUAUUGCACUUUGUGUGUAUGUGGUCCCUGAUGGAGAGACAAGGAAGAUCAAGCAUUUGCGUGUGUUCUUUGUGACGGCAGCCUGGAGCAUCUUUGCCUACACCUGGCUUUACAUUAUUUUGUCUGUCAUCUCCCCUGGUGUUGUGGAGGUCUGGGAAGGUUUACUUACUUUCUUCUUCUUCCCCAUCUGUGUGGUGUUUGCUUGGGUGGCAGAUAGGAGGCUUCUAUUUUACAAGUAUGUCUACAAGAAGUAUCGGGCUGGCAAGCAGAGGGGAAUGAUUAUUGAACAUGAAGGUGACAGGCCAUCUUCCAAGACGGAAAUUGAAAUGGAUGGGAAGGUGGUCAAUUCUCAUGUUGACAAUUUCUUAGAUGGAGCUCUGGUUCUGGAGGUUGAUGAGAGGGACCAAGAUGAUGAAGAGGCUAGGCGAGAAAUGGCUAGGAUUCUGAAAGAACUUAAGCAGAAGCAUCCAGAUAAAGAAAUAGAGCAAUUAAUUGAAUUAGCUAACUACCAGGUCCUAAGUCAGCAGCAAAAAAGUAGAGCAUUUUACCGCAUUCAAGCUACUCGCCUGAUGACAGGAGCUGGCAACAUUUUGAAGAGGCAUGCCGCUGACCAAGCAAGGAAGGCUGUCAGCAUGCAUGAGGUCAACACAGAAGUGGCUGAAAAUGACCCUGUUAGUAAGAUCUUUUUUGAACAAGGGACAUACCAGUGUCUGGAGAACUGUGGUACUGUGGCCCUGACCAUCAUCCGCAGAGGUGGGGAUUUGACCAACACUGUGUUCGUUGACUUCAGAACAGAGGAUGGCACAGCCAAUGCUGGGUCUGAUUAUGAAUUUACUGAAGGGACUGUGGUCUUUAAGCCUGGUGAGACCCAGAAGGAAAUCCGAGUUGGCAUCAUCGAUGAUGAUAUCUUUGAGGAGGAUGAAAAUUUUCUUGUGCAUCUCAGUAAUGUCAGGGUAUCUUCUGAAGCUUCAGAAGAUGGCAUACUAGAAGCCAAUCAUGUUUCUACGCUUGCUUGCCUCGGGUCUCCCUGCACUGCCACCGUGACUAUUUUUGAUGAUGACCACGCAGGCAUCUUUACUUUUGAGGAACCCGUGACCCAUGUGAGUGAGAGCAUUGGCAUCAUGGAAGUGAAAGUAUUGAGAACAUCUGGAGCUCGAGGAAAUGUUAUCGUUCCCUACAAAACCAUCGAAGGAACUGCCAGAGGUGGAGGGGAGGACUUUGAGGACACGUGUGGAGAGCUGGAAUUCCAGAAUGAUGAAAUUGUCAAAACAAUAUCAGUCAAGGUAAUUGAUGAUGAGGAGUAUGAGAAAAACAAGACCUUCUUCCUUGAGAUUGGAGAGCCCCGCCUGGUGGAGAUGAGUGAGAAGAAAGCCCUGUUAUUGAAUGAGCUUGGUGGCUUCACAAUAACAGGAAAAUACCUGUAUGGCCAACCUGUCUUCAGGAAGGUUCAUGCUAGAGAACAUCCGAUUCCCUCUACUGUAAUCACCAUUGCAGAGGAAUAUGAUGACAAGCAGCCACUGACCAGCAAAGAGGAAGAGGAGAGGCGCAUUGCAGAAAUGGGGCGACCAAUCCUGGGAGAACACACCAAGUUGGAAGUGAUUAUUGAAGAAUCCUAUGAGUUCAAGAGUACUGUGGACAAACUCAUUAAGAAGACAAACCUGGCCCUUGUGGUUGGGACAAACAGCUGGAGAGAACAGUUCAUUGAAGCUAUCACUGUCAGUGCUGGAGAAGAUGAUGAUGACGAUGAAUGUGGAGAAGAGAAGCUGCCCUCCUGUUUCGAUUAUGUGAUGCAUUUCCUGACGGUGUUCUGGAAAGUCCUCUUUGCCUUCGUCCCUCCUACAGAAUACUGGAAUGGCUGGGCAUGCUUCAUUGUCUCCAUCCUCAUGAUUGGCUUACUGACAGCUUUCAUUGGAGACCUGGCUUCCCAUUUUGGCUGCACCAUUGGUCUGAAAGAUUCUGUGACUGCAGUUGUGUUCGUCGCACUUGGAACUUCAGUGCCAGAUACAUUUGCCAGCAAAGUGGCAGCCACCCAGGACCAGUAUGCAGAUGCAUCCAUAGGUAACGUCACUGGCAGCAAUGCGGUGAACGUCUUUCUGGGAAUCGGUGUGGCCUGGUCCAUUGCUGCCAUCUACCAUGCAGCGAAUGGAGAAGAGUUCAAAGUGUCCCCUGGCACGCUAGCUUUCUCUGUCACUCUCUUCACCAUUUUUGCUUUCAUCAAUGUGGGGGUGCUGCUGUAUCGGCGGAGGCCAGAAAUUGGAGGUGAGCUGGGUGGGCCCCGGACUGCCAAGCUCCUCACAUCCUGCCUCUUUGUGCUCCUGUGGCUCUUGUACAUUUUUUUCUCCUCCCUGGAGGCCUACUGCCACAUAAAAGGCUUCUAA
Tupaia belangeri chinensis (Chinese tree shrew) is the source of this 3124-nucleotide messenger RNA. It is a transcript of the gene SLC8A1, whose product is annotated as solute carrier family 8 member A1. Gene Ontology annotation, molecular function: calcium:sodium antiporter activity. The transcript is spliced from 11 exons. Gene Ontology annotation, biological process: sodium ion transmembrane transport; calcium ion import across plasma membrane; cell communication. Bases 212 to 3124 code for a protein of 970 amino acids. Gene Ontology annotation, cellular component: postsynapse; axon; sarcolemma. NCBI's taxonomy places the organism in Eukaryota, Metazoa, Chordata, Mammalia, Scandentia, Tupaiidae. The record is from RefSeq and is a predicted model, not a curated record.